Molecule: messenger RNA, 780 nt
Organism: Prosopis cineraria
Lineage: Eukaryota; Viridiplantae; Streptophyta; Magnoliopsida; Fabales; Fabaceae
Exons: 2
Coding region: 1-780 (259 amino acids)
Source: RefSeq, a predicted model, not a curated record
AUGUGUCAUAAGCUAAGAAUAGCUGCGAAGAGAGGUAAGGAAGUAGAGGUUGAGAAGAAGAGGGAUAGUAUAGGAAGAUUUAUACUGUCUUUUUGUCCAUCAAUUGGUGUGUCAAAGAAGCCCAUUUACAGCUUGAGCAGUUCUGGAGCUUCAAGGAAGAUAGGUUUUUCUAGAGAAUGCGUAGGUAGAUUGAAACUAGAGUUGAAAGAGUUUCUUGCAUUGAUUAAAGUGACGACACCUUCUAGAUCCUUGAGUAUUACUAGCAAAGCGUGUCAUAAAGUUGAGAUUGUAUUUGAGGAUCGAAUAUCUAUGAUCAACUUGAUUUGCAUUCCCCUGAAAGGGAUUGAUGUGAUGGUCUGCAUGGAUUGGCUAGCAGCUAGUAAUGCUAUACUAGAUUAUGUUAGAAAGCUAGUGUCUUUGCUAGUAUUAUCGGCAGGAACUAGUUCUACUGAGCAGCUCAGAUUUUUAUCAAUUAUGCAAGCUGAGAAAUUAAUCAAAGAAGGGUAUGAUGAUUACAUGAUGAUUUUUGCAGUUAGCAGUGUUUAUGAUAAGGGUAUUGAGAAGAUUGGAGUAGUAAGUGAAUUUCUUAAGGUAUUUUCUGAGAAGAUGUCAAGAUUACCUUUGAAAAGAGAAGUUGAAUUCUUAAUAGAUUUGGUUCUUGGUACAAAACUAAUUUCUAAAGCUCCAUGUUCAAUGUCACCCUCAGAGUUGAGUGAGUUGAAGAGGCAGAUUAAAGAUUUGCUUGAUAAGGGUUUCAUUAAGCCGAGCAUAUCACCUUAG